AUGCAAUUUCGUCUAACAGAGCAAGCCUUCAAAAAGUAUUUACGAGUGUAUCAACUGAGAAAAUACGUAGGGGAAGGUGGGGCAAGGUGGGGUAACGAGGCAAGAUGGGAAUGGUGCGAAAUUACCGAUAGAGGGGGUUGGACGGAAGAGCAGAUGAAGAAUGCUGUUUUAGCUGUAGUGGAAAAUAAAAUGGGUUAUUACUUAGCUGCAAAAUCUUUUGAAGUUCCUCAAACUACGUUGGAACGAAAAGAUCAAUUACCCCAAGCUAAUAUUCUCCAAAAUCCAGCGGAAAGUACAAACCCAAGAUUAAAUGAGAGCAAUCCUAAUACAUCGACGCAGUCAUCAAGCACACAGUCUCAGUCCUCCAGUCCUCAGCCAGGUUGUUCAUUUUGGAACACAAGUCAAGAGGAACAGAUUCAUUCGCCAUCACAAAAUACGUCAUUUGCACUAGUUAGUCCUAAGCAGCUACUGCCGCCACCGGUUACCACAAAGAAAAACAGAAUCCAAACUAGGAAAAAAGGGAAGACUGCAGUUAUAAAGUCUUCGCCUUAUAAGGAAGAGCUUGAGAAGGAAUUACAAGAAAAACAACAGAAGGAGCAACUAAAAGUCAAAAUGAACAUCGAUGAAGAAAGAAGAAAAACAGAAAAUAAUCGAGGAAAAACAAAAACUGAAAAAAAAAACAGCAAAAUCAGAUAA
Messenger RNA from Acanthoscelides obtectus, 696 nucleotides. The record is from the annotation of a GenBank genome assembly. Lineage: Eukaryota; Metazoa; Arthropoda; Insecta; Coleoptera; Chrysomelidae.